Panicum virgatum (switchgrass) is the source of this 656-nucleotide messenger RNA. RefSeq names its product histone H4. Gene Ontology annotation, cellular component: nucleosome. The record is from RefSeq and is a predicted model, not a curated record. Bases 71 to 382 code for a protein of 103 amino acids. Gene Ontology annotation, biological process: nucleosome assembly. Lineage: Eukaryota; Viridiplantae; Streptophyta; Magnoliopsida; Poales; Poaceae. Gene Ontology annotation, molecular function: protein heterodimerization activity; structural constituent of chromatin; DNA binding. The transcript has a single exon.
CUCAUCUCUCCCAAAUCCCCACCCCCAAAAUCCCCCAAUCCCCCAACCUCUCCGAGUCGAGCGAGCGACCAUGUCUGGGCGCGGCAAGGGCGGCAAGGGGCUGGGCAAGGGCGGCGCGAAGCGUCACCGCAAGGUCCUCCGCGACAACAUCCAGGGCAUCACGAAGCCGGCGAUCCGGAGGCUGGCGAGGAGGGGCGGCGUGAAGCGCAUCUCCGGGCUCAUCUACGAGGAGACCCGCGGCGUGCUCAAGAUCUUCCUCGAGAACGUCAUCCGCGACGCCGUCACCUACACGGAGCACGCCCGCCGCAAGACAGUCACCGCCAUGGACGUCGUCUACGCGCUCAAGCGCCAGGGCCGCACCCUCUACGGAUUCGGCGGCUGAGGGGCGCCGCCGCCGCCGCCCGGUGGCCGUGCCAAAAGUCUUGGGUCGCGGUCAAGAAAUCGCGGAGGAGGCGAGAUUGUUCUGGUCCAUAUAUGCUCUGUUUCGUAGGCUUACCAGUAGUGCUAAAUAUUGUUGGUUGGCGGUUUGGAUCAUUCUAGAGCCGCGGUCGAGUAGUACUGUAGUAGUAUGUGAAGCUGUAUGGCAAAGUUCACCUGCAUAUGCUAUCUGUUCUGAACUUCAGAUAUAUGAAUCCGGUGCCUUGCCGUGUUUAUGA